Molecule: messenger RNA, 437 nt
Organism: Cimex lectularius (bed bug)
Lineage: Eukaryota; Metazoa; Arthropoda; Insecta; Hemiptera; Cimicidae
Product: protein PET117 homolog, mitochondrial
Exons: 1
Coding region: 143-370 (75 amino acids)
Biological process (GO): mitochondrial respiratory chain complex IV assembly
Cellular component (GO): mitochondrion
Source: RefSeq, a predicted model, not a curated record
GACGACACCCUCUCGUCGGCUCCUUAACCACAAUUUUACGGUAACCUUCUGUGAUAACGUAAUCACUAAAAAUAACCUUUGUCAGUCGCUUUUCUCAUUGAAAUAAAAUUAAUUUAGAUUUAUUCAAAAUAAAUUCAACGCGAUGUCGUUAGCCUCGAAGGCGACUUUUGCCGCUUCUUUGACUGUAAGUGUGGGCAUAAUCGUCUACAUCCACUACAAACAACACUCGGACAGGGAGCAGCUGCGAGGAGGCGUCCUGAGGGAUCUCGAGCUUCAGCAGAUGAAGAAGACCCAAAACAUCUACAUGCUGGAGCAGCAGAACCAUCUUACGUCGCAGUACAAGACGCAGGAUGACGCCGGCGGAGGAUAGCAUUUACAAUAUAACAUCCUGUAAAUAUCUCAAACUAGUGUAAUAAAGGUCUUUUUUUAAGGGUUUA